CCCUCUUCUUCUUCUCCUUUACUGUAACUCGUCAAAAUUUACACGGUCUUUCGUUAAAUUGUGUUUUUUCGCCUAUAAAAGAAAAGUGACGAAUUAAUUUUUUUCAAUUUAUAAAAAAUUUUCAUUGGAAAAAAUUUAUUUCUUUUAAUCAAAAGACAGAAAUAUAAAAGAGUAAAAUUUAGGCGAGAGAAAUUCGUAUUAAAACCUAUAAGAAGAAAAUUUUACGAAGCAGUACCACCAAUAGAAACAAGGAAAGCCCGAGAAGAAAAAACAUGGCAGAAGGUGGAAAUAAUAGAAUAUUGGUGAAUGUAAAAACACCAAAAGAUAAGAAAAUUAUCGAAGUAGACGAGGAUUCCACAAUUAAGGAUUUUAAAGCUUUGGUUGCGGAAAAAUUCGAAGCCGAUAUUGAGCAAUUGGUAUUGAUUUUUGCUGGCAAAAUCAUGAAAGACACAGAUACGUUAAAAACGCACAAUAUUAAAGAUGGCUUGACGGUCCACUUGGUUAUUAAAACAAAAAGUCGUAGCGCAGACGCACCGCAACGUCCGCCGGCUGAUGUACGGCAAACACCGUUUGGUCUUAAUACUUUAGGCGGUUUGUCCGGCGUGGAAGCCUUGGGGGCCGGUUCCGGAAGUUUUAUGGACUUGCAAGCUCGUAUGCAAAGUGAAUUAUUGAAUAAUGGCGAUUUGUUGCGUACCAUGUUGGAUAAUCCAUUGGUUCAACAAAUGAUGAAUAAUCCGGAUGUUAUGCGUCAAUUGAUUACGUCGAAUCCUCAAAUGCAGGAUUUAAUGCAGCGUAAUCCUGAGAUAUCGCAUAUGUUAAAUAACCCAGAAUUGUUACGUCAAACUGUGGAAUUGGCGCGUAAUCCGUCGAUGUUGCAAGAGCUAAUGCGUUCGCACGAUCGCGCCCUAUCGAAUUUAGAAAGUGUACCGGGUGGUUAUAAUGCUUUACAGCGCAUCUAUCGCGAUAUACAAGAACCGAUGCUAAACGCUGCUUCAGAAUCAUUUACACGUAAUCCAUUCUCCGGUCUUGUGGAUAGCAAUUCAAGUGGCACUAAUCCCCAACAGGGUACUGAAAAUCGCGAGCCAUUACCCAAUCCGUGGGGCGGCCGCGGCAAUACCACCGGUGGUGGUGCUAGUGCUUCUGGCGGUGCUAAUCCUGAUUUGCCACCACGUGGCAUUUUAAAUACGCCUGCUAUGCAAAGUUUAAUGCAGCAAAUGGCCGAAAAUCCUACGCUUAUGCAAAAUCUUUUAAAUGCUCCAUAUACGCGACCCAUGAUGGAGGCCAUGUCCCAAGAUCCGGAUAUGGCGUCGCGCCUGCUUAGCACAAGUCCUAUGUUGGCUAAUAACCCGCAAUUGCAAGAUCAGGUGCGUCAAAUGAUGCCUCAGUUUAUGGCUCAAAUGCAAAACCCCGAAGUGAUGAAUAUGUUAACUAAUCCGGAAGCCAUAAAUGCCAUUAUGCAAAUACAACAAGGUAUGGAACAAUUGCGAUCAGCAGCUCCAGGUUUGGUAGGUUCAUUAGGUGUACCUCCCCCACCAGUCGGCAAUACUAAUGUGGACACUAAUACAACAAAUACUAACACUAUGACAAAUACGGGAGGUAGCGGUACUAAUCCAACUACUGCCCCAGGCGGAGGUCCUAAUGCUCAGUUAUUCAAUGAUUUCAUGACACGCAUGCUGAAUGGCAUGACCAUUACAGCGGAUAACACACAACCGCCUGAAGUGCGUUAUCAGUCACAAUUGGAACAAUUGGCCGCAAUGGGUUUUGGUAAUCGCGAAGCUAAUUUGCAGGCCUUAAUUGCCACUUUUGGUGACAUAAAUGCCGCGGUCGAACGAUUACUAUCUUUAAAUCAGUUAUCUUUAAGUUAACGUUCUUAAACUACUUAACGUGAUACGGUUCCGGUUGGGAGAGUAUGUGUGUGUGCGUAAAUAGCCUUUUCCUACACCAUCCGUGGAUAUCUUCAUUUUCCUAUUUUGUAAAGAGGACACAUACAGAAAAAAAAAAAAAAAAAAA
Messenger RNA from Glossina fuscipes, 2010 nucleotides. It is a transcript of the gene Ubqn, whose product is annotated as ubiquilin-1. The coding region runs from base 273 to 1865 and encodes 530 amino acids. The record is from RefSeq and is a predicted model, not a curated record. Lineage: Eukaryota; Metazoa; Arthropoda; Insecta; Diptera; Glossinidae. Gene Ontology annotation, molecular function: polyubiquitin modification-dependent protein binding. Gene Ontology annotation, biological process: ubiquitin-dependent protein catabolic process. The transcript has 4 exons. Gene Ontology annotation, cellular component: cytosol.